AUGAGCUGGAAGCACUUCGCAAAGGACCUGUACGAUGAGCACAUUGAACAGCUAUGCAUUCGUUCGGAUUGCGAACGAAUGACAAGCGAAGCAGAUGAGUUGAAACAACUCUUCGCUGGAAGCCCCACUGAGAGUUAUGAUACUCUCACUGGCAAGACGGAGCAUGAACCCUUCGACGAGCAGAUUUGCAAGAUUAUGCGAGAGCACAUGGAUGUGCUCUCGGACGAGAUUACCGCGGAAGAUUAA
Molecule: messenger RNA, 246 nt
Organism: Phytophthora megakarya
Lineage: Eukaryota; Oomycota; Peronosporomycetes; Peronosporales; Peronosporaceae
Source: the annotation of a GenBank genome assembly